AUGGAGGUAGGGAAUAGAAUAAGAAGGGAAGAAGUGGAUGCGGCAAUCAAUAGAUUAAUGCGGAACAAUGCUACAGGAGCAGAUGGUAUGGAGAACGAAGUGUUGAAGUAUGAAGGAGAAGGGGUCAGGGAAGGCAUAUUUGUCAAGUGGAUAAGAAUAUGGGCCUCUACCGAUCAUUUGAAAAUUUGUCAGAAUAUUUUUGCGACUGUUACAAUAAUCACUUAUACUGAUUCUUGUUACGAGGCGUAUAAGCAAGGACCUUGUCCACCUGGAGAAUACCUAGUGCUUUCUCCAGGGCAAGAUUUAGCAAAAUGUGAACGAAAUGAUUGUCUUGUAGAUGGUUUCAUUCCUUUCAAAGGAUCCUGUUUACAACUUUACAACAGUUGUGGAGAUGUUGAAUAUACGAAAUUUUUAUAUUUGGGCCUCGAUUUUCAACUAACUUGUAUUGAGCCAUCCUCGGGUUCUUCAUCCGGUGUAAUAAAUGCACCUAUCAAAAAAUGUUCAAAAGGCAGUCGCAGAAAUGCCUUAGGAAUUUGUAAACUUGUGUUAACCUGA
Messenger RNA from Belonocnema kinseyi, 555 nucleotides. RefSeq lists its product as uncharacterized. The record is from RefSeq and is a predicted model, not a curated record. The coding region runs from base 1 to 555 and encodes 184 amino acids. The transcript has 2 exons. NCBI's taxonomy places the organism in Eukaryota, Metazoa, Arthropoda, Insecta, Hymenoptera, Cynipidae.